AUGCACGCCAUUCGACGCACGCUCAACCGAGUUGGAAGACCAGCUCUCACAAGACAGCUCAGCACAGCGACGUCCUCAAGCCCUACGGUUCUACAGCAAUGGAUCGAUUCGGCGCCUUCGAACGUGCUCUACCUCGAGGACCAUGUCACGCUUUCUCGUGUUCGGUCCCUCGUCUCGACAAUUGAGGUACCGCAGGAUGGACUGGCUUCCGUUUGGUCGGCUAAGGGGUAGGCUUUGGGCGUGCUCUGGCUUCUAGAGAGCCAAUUAUUGGGCUAUAGCAAUAGCUGAUUGAUCUGCCUUCCCUCGAACCCCAUCCGGCCCCUCGUACUCGCAGAGACAUCCUACCCCCAGGCUGGACACUCCUCUUCUUCCCACCCUGGGAUUCUACCACCUCCUCCCUAGGGCCCGACGGCACUGUAUUACGACAAGGACUAAGAGGUACUCCACGACUCAGCUCCGAGGUACACGAGUGA
Microbotryum saponariae is the source of this 473-nucleotide messenger RNA. The record is from the annotation of a GenBank genome assembly. Lineage: Eukaryota; Fungi; Basidiomycota; Microbotryomycetes; Microbotryales; Microbotryaceae.